CAGGCAGGCCCAUGGAAAUACUAGAAGCUUUGGAAUGAUUGAAAGGAGUGGCCGGCAAUACCGCCGAUAAUUUGGCCAAUUACAAUAACAGCUAAAAAUGUUGUUACAUUACAUUACAUUCAUUCAUCAUCAUUCUAAUUCUAAUCACUCUGCAACUACUAACAGAGCAGAGUUGGGUCCACCUUCCUACUACUUCCUUCCAACAUAGCUAGCAUUAGCACUCUUCUUUUCUUAAUAAUAUAUAUAUAUAUAUAAACUGCAUAACUCCUUUACCUUUAAACCUCCAUCACCUCUAUUACAAUUCCUUUUCUCUUCACAUUCUUCCUCUUCCAACAUGUCUCACGAUGACUCUUCAAACCAAACAACACCACAUGUAUAUGUUCCACAACCCUUAUAUUCACACCCUCAACCUCAGAAGAAAAACAACCCUGUCACUCUUCAAUCUCAUCUCUCCAAACCUAAUACCGAACAAGAACAAACUUUCAACAAACCUUCUGAUAAUAUUCCAAACAAUGAAAACAACUCACUCCAAGAGCUUCAAAAUCUCAUUCAACAAGCAUUCAAUAACCAUGCCUUCUCUGCUCCACCACUCAUUAAAGAACAAAAACAAUCCACCACCACCACCGUAGCUGCUGAACCUGCACAAGAAAACAAAUACCAAUUAGAAGAUAAGAAGGAAAAUGUAGUGUCUUCUGUGGAGGAUGAUGGAGCAAAAACUGUGGAGGCUAUUGAAGAAAGCAUUGUUGCGGUUUCUGCAUCUGUUCCUCCAGAGCAAAAACCUGUUGUCGAGAAAGUUGAAGCGUCAUUGCCAUUACCACCUGAACAAGUAUCCAUUUAUGGGAUACCACUCCUUGCUGACGAAACAAGUGACGUAAUUCUGUUGAAAUUUCUGCGUGCAAGAGAUUUUAAGGUCAAAGAGGCUUUCACAAUGAUCAAGAACACAAUUCUCUGGAGAAAAGAAUUUGGAAUAGAGGAGUUAAUGGAUGAGAAACUGGGUGAUGAAUUGGAGAAAGUGGUUUACAUGCAUGGAUUUGAUAAGGAAGGUCACCCUGUAUGUUAUAACAUAUAUGGUGAAUUUCAGAACAAGGAAUUGUAUAACAAGACUUUUUCUGAUGAAGAGAAGAGACAUAAUUUCCUUAAAUGGAGAAUUCAGUUCCUUGAGAAGAGUAUUAGGAAUUUGGAUUUUAACCAUGGUGGUGUUUGCACCAUUGUUCAUGUCAAUGAUCUUAAGGAUUCUCCUGGACCAGGUAAAUGGGAACUUAGACAAGCUACCAAACAAGCCCUUCAACUGUUUCAGGACAAUUACCCUGAAUUUGUGGCCAAACAGGUGUUCAUCAAUGUGCCAUGGUGGUACUUGGCAGUGAAUAGGAUGAUAAGCCCUUUUCUUACCCAGAGAACCAAAAGCAAGUUUGUCUUUGCUGGGCCUUCCAAGUCAACUGAGACCCUUUUGAGCUACAUAGCUCCAGAGCAACUCCCUGUGAAGUAUGGUGGAUUGAGUAAAGAUGGUGAAUUUGGAAAUUCAGAUUCUGUUACUGAGAUCACAAUAAGACCAGCAUCAAAGCAUACUGUGGAAUUUCCUGUUACUGAGAAAUGUUUACUGUCUUGGGAGGUGAGAGUGAUAGGGUGGGAAGUAAGGUAUGGUGCAGAAUUUGUACCAAGCAAUGAAGGAAGCUAUACUGUAAUUGUCCAAAAGGCUAGAAAAGUGGCUUCAUCAGAAGAAGCAGUGCUUUGCAACAGUUUUAAAAUUAAUGAACCUGGUAAAGUUGUUCUUACCAUUGACAACACAAGUUCUAGGAAGAAAAAGCUCUUGUACCGCUUGAAGACCAAGACUUCACUCUCUGACUGAGAUAAAUCAUUAUGUUUGCACAAGUGAAAAUGUACAACGUGCAAGACCAAAAUUGUUUUGUUUGAUUAUGUUCUUUGUGUCCACUUUUACCACCAAAUGAUCUUCAAAUUGUACUUUCUUGUUGUUCAUAUCAUUAUCAAUAGAGUUUUUUAUAUCUUAUAAUUUGA
Medicago truncatula (barrel medic) is the source of this 2013-nucleotide messenger RNA. RefSeq names its product patellin-3. Gene Ontology annotation, molecular function: lipid binding. The transcript is spliced from 4 exons. The record is from RefSeq and is a predicted model, not a curated record. NCBI's taxonomy places the organism in Eukaryota, Viridiplantae, Streptophyta, Magnoliopsida, Fabales, Fabaceae. Bases 335 to 1846 code for a protein of 503 amino acids.